Messenger RNA from Xiphophorus hellerii (green swordtail), 1455 nucleotides. It is a transcript of the gene sgk2b, whose product is annotated as serum/glucocorticoid regulated kinase 2b. NCBI's taxonomy places the organism in Eukaryota, Metazoa, Chordata, Actinopteri, Cyprinodontiformes, Poeciliidae. Gene Ontology annotation, biological process: protein phosphorylation. Gene Ontology annotation, molecular function: ATP binding; protein serine/threonine kinase activity. The coding region runs from base 101 to 1339 and encodes 412 amino acids. The transcript has 12 exons. The record is from RefSeq and is a predicted model, not a curated record.
UCAGUCCAGACGGUCCGGUUUGAUAAGGACGGUCGGUCUGAAACCAGAACCAGAACUUGUUCUCUUUGGAGUUUUAUUUUUUAAAUAAAACUUCCUCCAGAUGACUCUGACUCAGGAGCGACCGCUGACUUAUGCCAAAAUGAAGGGGCUUGUUACAUCUAUCUCAGAUGUGCUGAAAGAGAAGAAAGUUGGCUUCAGCGAUUUCUUGCACAAACUUGUUUCCACCCACAAGCCCUGCCAACACCUGGACACCCAGAAACUGCUGAAGAGACGGAGCAAGCUGAGGAGACAGAAGCAGGAGAAAGCUGCCUCGAGCCUGGUGAACGCAGAAACCUCACAGGUGAAACCCUCAGACUUUGACUACCUCAAAGUUAUUGGCACAGGAAGCUUUGGAAAGGUGUUGCUGGCAAGACACAGAAAAGAAGGAGGUUACUACGCAGUUAAAGUCCUGGACAAGCAGAUGAUCAUCAAGAGGAAAGAGCAAAGGCGUGUGAUGGUUGAAAGGAGUGUGCUGCUGAAGGGUCUAAAACAUCCAUUCCUGGUGGGGCUGCAUUUCUCCUUCCAGACGCCAAAGACGCUCUACUUUGUCCUGGACUUUGCAAACGGAGGAGAGCUGUUUUACCACCUGCAGAGAGAGGGUUCGUUUCCAGAACCCCGAGCUGCUUUCUACGCCGCAGAGAUUGCCGCUGCGCUGGGAUAUCUCCACUCUCUGAGCAUCGUUUACAGAGACCUGAAGCCAGAAAACAUCCUGCUGGACAGCGAAGGCCACGUGAUGCUCACAGACUUUGGUCUUUGUAAGGAAGGCGUGGCUGUAGGUGGGAUUACACACACCUUCUGUGGGACCCCAGAGUACCUGGCUCCAGAGGUUCUGCUGGGCCAGCCAUACAGCCUGGCUGUGGACUGGUGGGGACUGGGAGCGGUGCUGUUUGAGAUGCUCUCUGGACUGCCUCCGUUUUACAGCUGCAGCAGACUGGAGAUGUUGGAAAAUAUCCUCUACUCUCCUCUACGGCUGCCCAGCGGCUUGUCUGAAGGCGCCCACUCUCUGUUGAAGGGGUUGUUGGAGAGAAACAUCUCCAAGCGCUUGGGCCAGAGACUUGAUAUUGAAGAGCUGAAGGAGCAUCAGUUCUUCGCUUCCAUCAACUGGGACGACCUCAUAGCCAGAAAAGUCCGGCCCCUAUUCAUCCCUAAAGUGACCAGUCCUUGUGAUGUGUGUUACAUCGCUCCUGCGUUCACACUGCAGCCUGUCCCUGCCUCCGUCAACGACAGGACGGAGGCAGCCGCUUCCAGCGCAACCUUUUCUGGAUUCUCCUUCAUGAACCCAGCAGAGCCAGAAUCAUAACGCCACCAAGUCCUCCUGGAGUGGGAUUGCUUAAAUAUUUAUUAAGUUAUAUAUUUUUUUUUAUGUAAUGUCUAUUUUUUGUACUUGAAUGGGAUAUUAAAACCCUGAUAUGGUAA